AUCCAAAACACGUGAUUUCGAAACCCGGAAAUAAACAACGCUCUGACGUUUGAUCUUAAAGGCUUCCUACUAAACGUGUCAGUAUAAACCUUAUUCAUUUCGUGUCCAUUUUCUUUCCAGUCGGUUAUAAAAAAAAAAACGUGUCUAUCAGCAUAAUGAAGUCGGCUCUGCUUCAUGUAACGAUGCUCUUCAUUUUCUGUAUUGCUUUGGCGAACACGAACCUGUUCAGUGAAGUUGAAGUGGACUUGACUUACGAGCAUUACGCAGAAAAAAGGGCUGAAAACAUGCCUGCGUUCUUGGCGAUGCCGUUCAACUGUCUGGUUAACUUGGCGUAUAUCAUUAUGGGACUGUACUGGCUGCUCUGGCACAGGGGCGUUAAGGAAACUGAGCGAAGCUGCUACAUAAGAGAGGUCUUUGCCCUCAUGGCUGUCUUUUACGCUUCAAUACAGUGGACGCGCCUGGCAACGCUGCGGCGCGCUCCCGCCGUGCUGGACCAGUGGCUCACCUUGCCGAUCUUCGCGUGGGUUCCUGUAUGGAUUGACUUCAUAGAACGCGCGCCGGGGAAAUGGCGCGCGCCGCACGCGGCAGUGUUUGAAUUGUGCUCCCUCGCCAGUUACGGCCUGGCGCUCGCGCACGAGCGAGGCUUCGAGGUGGCGUUGGGGUGUCACGUGACGCUGGCAUUGUAUAGAGGAGUCCGCGUGCAGCUGACGCGCGGGGACAGCCGCACAGUGGGCUAUCUUCUGCUGGCUAUGGUGUCCUGUGCGGGAUUCGUGGUGCUGAAGCUGCUGGAUCACUGGCUCGCUCGGCACUGGGUCUUCCAGAGGCUCACGGGACACUUCUGGUCCAAAGUGUGUGACGUGCUGCAGUUCCACUUCAGCUUUUGUUUCCUGACUGCUUUAACGGACAAGGCACAGAGUAAACCUGCGGCACAGCGGAAGUGAUCGGGAUAAUGGAUGUCUUGCAGAGAGGUUCUACAGCAGCUCACCAAUUGUAUUAGAACACUUUAAUCAUGAAAUAGAACCGACUUUAACAAAUAACCCUCCAUUGCAGCUGGAAUUUAAACAUAACAUGUAAAGACAAGAAAUAAAAACAUUCAUCCAGUUAAAUCUGUUUUAGGUGUAUACAUGCCACAUAUCUGCAAAUAUUAUGACACACUAAUUUAAAUAUCUGAGGUGGUGUGACCUCAGCAAGUUCACCAACAUUCCUGUAAACCCUAAAUCUGAUUUAUUCUUUAAUCCCAGGAGAUCCUUAAUCCUGAUACAGUUGUAAUGUGACAUUUUUUCCUCGUGUUGAAGGAUAUUCUUAACUGUAUUACUUCUGGUUUGUUCCAUAAUACUUUUAUAUUGCACAGUAAACAGCACCUUGCUAAAGUAUUUACACCCCUUUAAAUUGUUCAUGUUGUGUAACUUUGUAAUCACUAAACUUUAAUUCAAUCUUGGAGAUUUUAUGCAAUACAUUAAUACAAAGUAGUUAAUUGUCGUUUCCUAUGAAAAAUGGCAAGGUUUGGAAAUUGUUUUUUACAAAUAGAAUUUUUUAGGAUCCUUUACCGAUACUUAGAAAUAAAAUGUAGCCAAAGGCC
This is a messenger RNA of Girardinichthys multiradiatus, 1579 nucleotides long. It is a transcript of the gene tmem187, whose product is annotated as transmembrane protein 187. The transcript has a single exon. The record is from RefSeq and is a predicted model, not a curated record. Bases 156 to 941 code for a protein of 261 amino acids. NCBI's taxonomy places the organism in Eukaryota, Metazoa, Chordata, Actinopteri, Cyprinodontiformes, Goodeidae. Gene Ontology annotation, cellular component: transport vesicle.